Fibroporia radiculosa is the source of this 312-nucleotide messenger RNA. RefSeq lists its product as uncharacterized. The transcript has 4 exons. The record is from RefSeq and is a predicted model, not a curated record. NCBI's taxonomy places the organism in Eukaryota, Fungi, Basidiomycota, Agaricomycetes, Polyporales, Fibroporiaceae. The coding region runs from base 1 to 312 and encodes 103 amino acids.
AUGGCAGUUGCUCAGGCUGUCGACCUCCUCCUCCAACUUGAACACCACCCUCUUACCCCCAAUUCCCAUCCUGACCCAAAGACUCUGGCUAUCGUCUCGUCUCGGCCUACUAGCGCGAGAUAUGCUUCUAGCCGGUAUCCUACCCAUCCCUCCACCCUGUCGCAACGACCAUCAGCCUGCCUACAAUUCCCCGCACCAGUCGCUCUACCUGCUUCUCCUUCGCUCCGUAUCGGAGACGAGUAUUCGAUUCCGACCCGGGGCGGCGCGCAGAUGGCCGGCACAGGCGCUCUGGAGUCCGCUGCCGUGGUCUAG